Vanrija pseudolonga is the source of this 3771-nucleotide messenger RNA. RefSeq lists its product as uncharacterized. The transcript is spliced from 2 exons. Bases 250 to 3414 code for a protein of 1054 amino acids. The record is from RefSeq and is a predicted model, not a curated record. NCBI's taxonomy places the organism in Eukaryota, Fungi, Basidiomycota, Tremellomycetes, Trichosporonales, Trichosporonaceae.
CCCCCCGCCCCCCACCACCACCCCCUUAUCCCAUCUUAGACUUUCUGGUCACGACGACACGCUUGUGCCCAGUCGCCCCCUCACCGCUUCUUUCCUACGACCUUCCUUCCAGGUAUCCCUUCGACACCGCCAUCCCCACAACACACACUCAGAGAACCGUCGACUCAGCACCUGCUCAGCAAACCAGGUCUGUGUCCGCUCUCACCCUCAGCCGCGACGGUCAACGCCGCGGUUGAGUUCCCGGUAAAUAUGCGCACAGUCUUAAUCUUACGCCUUCGUCCUCACGGCCUGGCCGCGGGUUCGAAGAGAGCCGUUCAAGCUCUGUCAAGGACCAUGGGCACCCUUUUCGGCACGCACGCCGCGCGUAUCGACGAGGAAGGCGUUCUGCACGUCAGUGCGGCGCUCAGCUCUGUCGACGGCGUCAUUCUCGACGCGACCGAAAUGGACAAGGCGCCUCUGCCUGCCCUGGUCGUCACGGCUGCCAUUGACGACACCAACGCUCCUGUUCAUGUCGCCACCGACACCGACAACACCAGCAUGCCUGCCAUCUGUCUCCUUGACAACCCCCUGGCCAUUUUCGAGCGCGACGCGCCUUUGGCCAACGAUAUUGAUGUGGUCGCCACCCUGUUCCUUGGCCGCCCCAUUCCCACUCCGACUUCUCUUGGCCACUCGCUCAACCUCAUGGCCAACGAGAGCCCGGAGCCUGCUCUCCUCAUGGAGGGCGACUCGGAACCCGAGUCACCGGUUGGCCCAGCUAGCCCCGAGGCGGACGACCUAAUGGGUUCGCCCGUCCUCGAGCAACUCUGGACCAGCCUUGACGGAGACAACACUGCCGACGACACCGACGCCGGCUUUGUAUCUACCGCCGACAACGCAAGCGACAGUCCUACCAUGUCCUACGCUUCGCUGGCUUCUCACGCCGGCGAACCGGACGUUGUGUAUGAGACGAUUGCUGCGCCCACUGUCACGCAUGAGAACGAAGUUGUUGACGCCGUCCCUGAGGGUGAUGUCAUUCAUGACUCUCCCAGGGGCUCGCCAGUCUCGACCAUCGUUUUCUCAUCCGACGACGAGGAUGAAGUCGACGACGGCUCAUUCUACGACCUGUCCCCCCAGCCUGUUGGCUUCGGGUUCAGCAACGAUGACGUUUCGGCGCUCGUGGACUCGCCUGCGCCGGCCUCCACCACCAUCGCUUCGCACGAUGAUGAGAACAUCGCCCCCAACCUCGGCCACCUCGCCAACUUUGACGACUUUUUCGAACAGGUUCCGCUUUCGCAGACGGGUCGCUUCGCCUUGGCCACCUACCUCGCCUCGGCCAUUGUGACUCGGCUUGCUUGCCCUGCUCCGGCUCGUGUCGGCCAGGCCGGUUCAUCGGAGGAGGAGUGGGGUGUGACCGCCGUCCUUAACCGCGCCCAGCACCGUGCCAGCGGCCUCUACGACUUCCAACCCGAGUUUGUUCUCUCGCGCUCGCCUUCGCCUGUUCCGGCCGUUGCUGUCUCGGACAAGCUUGCUUCGCCCAGCCUCACCGACCCGUACGGUAUCGUCUCGGCGCACUCGUACAGCCGUGGUAAGCUCGUCGCCAGCCCGUCCUUCAUCGACUUUGUCGUCACCCUCAUCAACGCCAAGUCGCUUUCAGCCGAGGUUGUCAUUGCCGCGGCGUGGUUCCUCGAGACCAUCCCCCUCCAUGCCAUCGACAACCACAAGGGGGUGGACCUUCGUCAGCGUCUCGAGGCUGCUCGCUACGAAGGCCAGAUGUUUGCAGUCGAGCGCCGCAUUGCCAUGCUCGUUCUUCUCAUCGCCGACAUGAGUGUCUCGGACGACACUGCUCACACGUCUGCCUGGGCCGAAGUGUCGUCGGUUCCCAAGGUCGAGGCUGUCCAGAUGGAGCGUGACCUCUUGGCUCACCUCUUCUUCUCAGUCUCAAUCCCUCUCGAGUCGUGGCGGGACCACUGCUCGCAAUUCUACUCCGGUCUGGCGCGCAACAACAAGUUUGAUGACCAGGUUACAUGGGACCUGUUGGAUGUCGGUCACAAGCUUGUCGUCAAGGCGACAGCCGCUCUCCAGAACAUUGACAAGUCGGUCUCGGCCUUUGAGACCCACCACACACUCCUUACGACCCUGCCUCCGAUUCAGAUGCUCUACGCCGAGCGAGCCGAGUUUGCUCCGCCCUCGCAGCUCGGCGAGUGGUUCACCGCCGCCAACACGUACGGCCAAGUCGCUCAGCCCGGCUUCCUCGACGCCAGCUACUACUGCAACUCCCAGCCUGCGGAUACCUUCUACGACAAUGACGACGAAGAGUUUGUCGAAUACGAUGGCGCCGCGCCAUUCCCGGCGCCUUUCCCUGCUUUCCAGCCGUUCAACGAGCACCAGGAGCAGCCGGUGCCGAUGAUGGCGUACGACUACCCGCCCGGUUUUGUUCCCCAUCCCAUGGCCCCGGAGUACUUUGAGCCUGCCCAACAGCACCAGCAGCAAGCUCUAUUCGACGACUACGACUAUGGCUAUGGCUAUGACAACUUUACGGCUCCUAUUGGCCAAGACGACGGCAUGGUGGACGACGACGCGAGCUGGAUGGAGCCUUACGACGGCGCCGUCCGCUUCCCCGCGUACACCACGCAGGCUGUCAACGUCCACACGACCAGCUCGACCCCCGUUACCCAGGCGAUUGAGCACCAGGUCGUCAAUGUCCCCGUCCCGGUCUCGCAGCCACUCCCCGCGCCGCAGCCCACCUCGCAGCCGUUUUACGACAAUGACAGCGAGUGGGAUGCCGCGCCCUACGACGGCGCUGUGGCCUUCCCCAUCCCCAUUCUGGCGGAGGAGGAAGCCGCAGAGGGCGCCUACCUCUCGGACGAAGAGCGCGAGUCGAUCCAGGCCUGGCUGGCCCAUCUCCCUCGUGUCCCGUCCCGCAAGCGUGGUGUGGCAAGCACCGCGACUGCCACGUUCCCCUUCCAGCAGAGCUUCUCAUCAGACUGGACUUCCGACGUUGCCAUGCCCAACGAGGCUGGCUUCAUCGAGGACGCGGCCUAUGCCGACGUCUGGAGUGACCCCGACAACUUUGACGACGAAGACCCCGACUCGCCGGACACGCAGUGCGGUGUCUUAUUAGUCGGGCGCCAGCAGGCCAACGACUAUGUCGACAAUGCCAGCUUCCUCUACGGAGCUCUGGUUCACCCCGUCGAGGGCUCCUCCUCUGGCCAAACCCGCACCUCUGAGCGCAUCUCUGAUCUGUUCAAGGGUGACGGUGAUGCCACCAACAAUCUUUACACUCUCUCGCACAACCGUAUGCGCUCCAGGACGUGCGGUGCCGCCAAUGUCGGGCUGUCGACAGCUUUCGACCGCCUCGCCACGACACCCAACUUCCUUUCUUCGUCUGCUGGGCUCGGCCCUGUCCAGACGGCGCCACGCUUCAUGGCGCUUUAAGGCCCUUACUGUGAGUCUCCUUUGGAGGCCGGUAUUGUGUUUGCUUUGCGUUUCCCGUUCUAACUCGGCCAUAGACUAGAGGCCGCCGACUCGUUCUUCUUUUUUCUCUCUUAAUGUCUUUGCAGCCCACCCGCGACUCGGCUUACCGGGCGUCGAGCUUUGCCUAAUGACCCAUGGCUGCUAUCCCGGCGUUUCCCAUCACCACCACCCUCAACCCCAAGUCAUGCAAAACACCAAACGACAAAAAAAAAAUCCAUUUCAUUUGAAAAGCCAAAAACAUCUAGAAAACUGUUGGCGCAGUUGAGUAAACGAGUUAUACCUCUUUUUACGUUUUGUUUGCUACUGCGUGCUCGACCU